AUGGCUGCCAACAACAUGGUUAACCCCGCCGUGGACCCCGACCGCGAAGACGAGCUCUUCCUCAAGGAGGUCGAGGAGGUCAAGCGCUGGUGGAGCGAGCCCCGUUGGAGAUUCACGAAGCGUCCCUUUACCGCUGAGCAAAUCGUUAGCAAGAGAGGACACCUGAAGGUCGACUACCCGAGCAACGCGCAAUCAAAGAAGCUAUUCGACAUCCUGGAGAACCGCUUCAAGACAAAGGACGCCAGCUACACUUACGGUUGCUUGGAGCCCACAAUGGUCACCCAAAUGGCCAAGUACCUCGACACUGUCUACGUCUCCGGCUGGCAAUCAUCGUCAACCGCCUCCGCCUCUGACGAGCCUGGCCCGGAUCUGGCUGACUACCCCUACACCACCGUGCCCAACAAGGUUGCCCACCUGUUCAUGGCGCAGCUUUUCCACGACAGGAAACAGCGUCAAGAGCGCCUCAGCGUUCCGAAGGAGGCCCGAGCCAAGCUCGCCAACAUUGACUACCUCAGACCCAUCAUCGCCGACGCCGACACCGGUCACGGCGGUCUGACCGCUGUGAUGAAGCUCACCAAGCUCUUUGUCGAGAAGGGUGCUGCUGGUGUUCACAUUGAGGAUCAGGCCCCUGGCACUAAGAAGUGCGGCCACAUGGCCGGCAAGGUCCUUGUCCCCAUCAGCGAGCACAUCAACCGCCUCGUUGCCAUCCGCGCGCAGGCCGACAUCAUGGGCUCCAACCUGGUCGCUGUCGCCCGAACUGACGCCGAGGCCGCUACCCUGAUCUCCACCAACAUUGACCCCAGAGACCAUGCCUUCAUUCUCGGCUCCACGAACCCCAACCUUCAGUCCUUGAACGACCUCAUGUUCGCAGCAGAAAAGGCGGGCAAGCUCGGCGACGAGCUUCAGUCCAUUGAGGAUGCCUGGCUGAAGCAGGCGAACCUCAAGCGCUUCGACGAGGCCGUGGUCGACGCCAUCAAGGCCAGCCCCAGCCCGAACAAGGAGAACAUGAUCAAGCAGUACACUACUGCCGCCAAGAGUAAGAGCAACACUGAGGCCCGCGCCAUUGCCAAGAGCGUCGUUGGUAGUGAUGUUUUCUUCGACUGGGAUGCGCCCCGUACGCGCGAGGGCUACUACCGCCUUAAGGGCGGAUGCGACUGCGCCAUCAACCGUGCCAUCGCCUACGCUCCUUACUGCGACGCAAUCUGGAUGGAGAGCAAGCUUCCCGACUUCAAGCAGGCGCAAGAGUUUGCUCAGGGUGUCCACGCCGUUUGGCCCGAGCAAAAGCUCGCUUACAACCUGUCGCCCUCUUUCAACUGGAAGACGGCGAUGCCCCGCGCCGAGCAGGAGACUUACAUCCGCCGCCUGGCGUCCCUCGGCUACUGCUGGCAAUUCAUCACCCUCGCCGGCUUGCACACGACCGCGCUCAUCAGCGACAAGUUCGCCAAGGCCUACAGCAAGCAGGGCAUGCGUGCCUACGGAGAGCUUGUCCAAGAACCCGAGAUGGAAGGAGGCGUCGAUGUGGUCAAGCACCAGAAGUGGAGUGGUGCGACAUACGUCGACGAGCUUCAAAAGAUGGUCACCGGUGGCAUCAGCAGUACCGCUGCCAUGGGUAAGGGUGUGACUGAGGAUCAGUUCCACUAG
Molecule: messenger RNA, 1641 nt
Organism: Colletotrichum chrysophilum
Lineage: Eukaryota; Fungi; Ascomycota; Sordariomycetes; Glomerellales; Glomerellaceae
Gene: ICL1
Product: isocitrate lyase 1
Exons: 3
Coding region: 1-1641 (546 amino acids)
Biological process (GO): carboxylic acid metabolic process
Molecular function (GO): isocitrate lyase activity
Source: RefSeq, a predicted model, not a curated record